Molecule: messenger RNA, 828 nt
Organism: Pleurotus ostreatus (oyster mushroom)
Lineage: Eukaryota; Fungi; Basidiomycota; Agaricomycetes; Agaricales; Pleurotaceae
Exons: 5
Coding region: 1-828 (275 amino acids)
Biological process (GO): N-acetylglucosamine metabolic process
Cellular component (GO): cytoplasm
Source: RefSeq, a predicted model, not a curated record
AUGGCCCCGGAAGCUGUCCAUGGACAAGUUUUGCUCGGCACAGGCCCGCCUACACGCGAAGAGCUGCUGGUGUACUACCCUGCAAAGUUCACCUGGGAGCAGCUCAAAUGUUUUGUGAACUCUGGAGACUUGGGCUUGCUUAAGCGCGACAAGAAGCUGCAGAAGCGAUACAAUGCCUGGGCAGAGGGGAUCAAGGAAAAGUACGGGUCUAUAGUCAACUAUUUACUGAAUUACAGGUUGCAAUGGGGGCAGCCUGAUACCUUGUCACUACUCGGAUCGGCUCUCGACGAGUCGUUGCCAUCUCAAGGGACGCGGAAGCUUUUAGAUCCUAGUGUUUCGCGUCCACUACCACCUAUUCCACCUGACGCGCCACCAUACUUUGCAGCUGACACGCCGAAGGAGUUCAUCAGCAUCAUACAGAACGACUGGCCGUAUUCAGUGCCACCCGAGGUAGAACAUACUCUGAUAUGGACGCGGCUCCCCGUGUUCCACCCCGACCUCAUCUCCUCAUCUAUAGCAGCUCGUGUGGAACAGGAUGGGCUGUGGGGAUUCACCGGGACAACGACACUGCCUCCCUCCCCAUCCUUGCUUCCCACGUAUCUUCCCGCAUUGUCUGAAUGGGGGGUCACAAUAGACAAGCUGAUUAGAUCGGCGAAAGGCAGUGAUGAAGAGGAAGCGUUGGUCAAGCGUGCUGGGUCCUAUAUCGACGCGUUCGUUCGACAACGCUGGGUUGAGGAUGAAUGGGAGACUGCAUGGUUCGUCAACCCACCGAGGCUGCAGAGCGUUCUAGGGCUCGCUCACAUUCACGUUUUUGCAAGACAUAAAUAG